UCACAUCAUAACAAACCAAGUUCAUUAAAUAGCCAAAAUGGACGGCGAUGAGCUGAAAGCAGAGAUUGAUGGGGGUCCUUGCGCCCUUCCUGAAGAUAAAAUGAAGGAAUUAGAGAGAGAAGCUAUCAUUAGAGCGAGAGAGGAACGUCUUAGGAGUAUUCUGAGCCCAAUAGAAGGCCUUGUGAUGAACAUUCAGAGCCUUUUGGUGUGGGAAAAUGCGCAACCGAGUGCCGUGUUGUUCGUGUGUGUGAACAUCGUAUUCUGGCUUGCUGUAACAACCAACCAGCGGGUUGUCUUCAUAUCUACUAUGAUCUGCUUCAUAGUGAUGUGCAUUGAGACCUUCCGUUUCAGGGUGUGGCCUAAAAUGCAAGUCAAUCCAAAGAGUUCUGAUGAAGAAGAUUGGACACCUCUACAUCUACGCCUGCUGAGCGUACCGGAGCUGUGUGAUCAUGUGGCCAGGGCGUGGCAGGUCGCUGAUGAAUGGUACAAUGCAUUCUGGGAUCUCAGGAGACACGAACCCGCAAAAUUCUGUACAUUCACCUGUCUGCUGUGUUUGACUACGGCUACCAUCGGCUUCUACAUACCUGGAGUACUCAUCUCAUAUACCAUCUUGAUAUGUUUGCUUCUGUGGCCGGCCUACCUAUACCACGACGUCUCCGGUAAAAUCUACACCAAGCUUCAUCCUUUCCUGCGCCAGUUUGAACAGAGCAUGGACAGCUUGGAGCGUAAAGAGAAACGUCAAAAACGUCGCAGGAGAUCCUCUCGCAACCCAGACGGGGAUGAGGAAAGCAGCUCAGACAGCGAACUCAAUGAAUUCUACCCCACGCCUGGUCCUGCAGUCGAUGCAGCGUUAUCUCACGCAUCACGUGUGAUCGGGGCCACCCCUUCCUCCAGCUGCCUUGGAACCCCUACCUAUGGCUUUGUUGGAGGUCUUAUACCAAGGGGAGGCUCUGUAGAGUUUACAGAUGAUGAGCUAAACACAGACAAUGAAUCCACUAACCUAUUAGUAGGGUUGAAUGAAAUGCCGUCAUUUCAAGAUCGGGCUCUGGACCCAAGUGGAGAUGAGCUUGAUUCAAGAUCAGCCGGUAACGUUAUAGAUGGCAACACAGGUAAUCCUGCACGAUUAAGACCUCCAUCAGAUCUAUUCGGUAUGUCCACAGACGAUGACUUUGGUGACCAUGAAUUAGACACUCCUGAAUCUCCUCUAGAUGACCUUCUGCAGCCUCGUGUCCAGGAAAGGCAACCGCUGACCUCCUAUUUAGCAGCUGAAGUGAUCGGUCAGUCCUUGCCACCGGCCGCUGCUCAACUCCUCUCGCAAACCGUCGCAGCUGUCAUGUCAGAAGCUGUUACCUCAUUAGCCGGGCUAAGCGAUCCCACCGCUGCCACCAGUGAGAAACAAUUGGUCAAACAGAAACAUCCCACGCUGCCCGUGAAAUCCGUUCAGUUGACAGGUCCAACAAACUCUGAUGCAAUACCAAGUGGUCUUACCCCGUCCCCGCAGUCGGACGAGGAGCUGGCUGAGUUCGAAUUGCUGGACAGCUCCGAGCUGGACAAUGUCAGUAGUCCGACGACGGAAGAAGAGAAGUCACCAUCCACUGAGAGCAGUCCUGGAGCCAUCAACGCUGGCAUCACCUACCUGUCUUCCUUAUUCUCCAGGAGAAAAUAGGACUGUAUCAAUUCAAUUUGUAUAAGAAUCAUCAUAUCAUGCAAGGAAAUGUAGCAUGAAUUAAUCAACCAAGAGAAAAUAUCAUGUGAUCAACUGUGUUACUUACAUUGUAUUAGAAUCAUCAUGUCCUGCUAGGGAAAUUGAAUGGUUUGAAAAUAAUGAGAAGGAGAGAAUUCACAUGAUGUUAGAAUCAUGUUAUUGUGGAAAAGAAUGUGGGAUGAUUGGAUUCACCAGAAGAAAAUUCAAUGCGAUUGACUGUAUUAGUCCACAUCAUACUAAAAUCUUUACAUCAUGCAGAGGAAAAGGUCAUUCACCUAGAGGAAAGAGGAUGUGGCUGAUGAAAUCACACGAUUAGAAUCCUUGUAACUUGAUCUUGAAUUUGUCCAAUUACAAGUGGAAAAGCGGUGUUGUUUUGAACCCACUUUUUUCCUAUUUCCUACCUUUCCUAAAGUAAUCACACAAUAUGCAUAUACAUUUAUACUAGCCUAUUUUCGGUCCUGCUAGAUGGGGAAAGGUCUCAGUAUAUGCAGGGAGGGUAAAAAGAAAAAAGGUUUAGAUCGUUAGAUACGGUUUCAUUUUGGUAAAGCACACGUUUUUCAUAGACCCUAGCCUAAGAUAUCUCGGUCACCAUUGUCAACGGAUAAACGAGGAAGUGAAUUGAAGGGAACACUGUCUUGGCUAUUGUUUACAUUACAGUUGUAUUUCUGUGCUGUUAUAUGGCAUAUGCAUGUUAUGUUGAUAAACAAGUGGAAUGUGAUAGAGGGAGAGUGGGUCAAGUUAAUUUGAUAAUCUUCUCUGAUUGAGAUAAGGCCAGUAUGCUAAAGAAAGCCUCUCUUUGAAAUCGUGAUUGCAUUCAAAGGUAAAUUGUAACUUAUAUAGAUGACACAAAAUUGUGCAUUUUUUGUAAAGAUAUAUGUCAGCACAAAUCAAAAUUCAAUGGGUGCAAUUUAAAAACAAAUAAAAUAUAGAAAUUUAAAUAUUGGCGAUUCUUUAUACUCGUCAGCAUUUUAAGUAUAAAUAAUCUUAAAUUUUAAAUUUAAAAUGUUUUACCGAUCAUGACUAUUUAAAAGAAUGUAUAUUUGUUGAUAUUUUAAUAUUCAGGGAAUAGAUAACUCUUAAUAUAUUAGCCCACUUUGUGAGCGAGCAGAUUAGAGAAUCAAUGAAUUUAAAGGUUAAACUAAAAGUAUUUUUGCUUGAAGGAUUUCUUGAUAAAUUGCAGUAAAGUGGAUUUGGUAUAAUGUGCUUCAGUGUUUAUUUAUUACUUUAUUAUGUACACAGAGAAAGUGGGCCUUAUGUUUUUGAUAUGUACAGAUGUGAACUUGUAAAGGUCAAGGAUAAGAAAUCUAAGUUAUUUCAGGUAACAAAAAAUCGGCUUUGCUAUCUAAAUCUCAGACGACAUAUAAUGUGUAUGACUAUGAAAUAAACACCACUACACGUAGAAGAUGAAAUUAUCAUUUUGUAUACUCUUGAGAACUUUGGUUUUAGACAAGGCGGUCAUUUAUAUGAUCAUAACUACAUAAACUCCAAUGACAAUAUCUUGAUUGACAAAAAAAGCUGUUGUUAUUAAUAUCAUUUCACCAUGAAGUUUCAUCAUGAUUCAUGAUGCUGUUAAAUUAACUGUAAUUUGAAAUGUUUGCUUUUAUAGCCCUCAGUUAAUGAUUAUCCUGCUGUAACAAGGUGACAUAAGAUUGAGAUUGAAUACCAAUUUGAUGUAAAUGUAGAGAAAUAUGAAACGUACAUGUCUAUGUUGAAGUUUGUUUUUACUUAUUGUGUAGAAAAUGCUGCAUUUUUAUUUUUGAACCAUCGAGUGCUUUGUUCUUAUACCUGUAUUGUAUGUAGAUGAUAGAAUUCACACUAAUGAUUUUAACCAUACAUAUUCACUAUUUAAAAGUGAUUUUUAGAAAGUAGAAAGAAUGAACUUGUGUUUUACCUCUGAUAAAAUAGUCUAUUUUUUUUCUCGAUAUUUCAUACUUGGAUACAAAUGUAUUUCUUAUCAUUCUCUUUAAAAUAGAUCUUGUUUUUCCCCUUAGUAAACAUACCGUAAUCAUUUUACUUGAACGCAGGGAUGUUUUUCUCUCAAUUUUAACAAACAAUUUGACUACUUUCAUGACCCAUGUCGAAUUGUGAAGUGGUACUUUGAAUUACUGUAUGCCAUAUACUUCUAUUGCAAAGCACAGCCAACUUGUAAUUUGGUAAAGCAAAUUAAGUCCUUAUUAUUUCUUUGAGCAGUUUUGUUAAAUAUGUUGGAUGUUGUUUGAAUUAGGUUUAAAGAGGUUUUUGCUUUAUUUUAAGAUUAUAAAUUGUUCAUAUUAUUUAUAUUUUAAUUUAGAUUAUAUUGAUAUUGUAUAUUAAUUUUUAUUUUCUGAAACAAUAUAUUUUUACCUCAUCCAAGUCUAUUAGUUUACAUGUAGCUUAUAUUUCAUGAUUUGUAAUAGCAGAAAAUACUACCAAUACAUAUAUUUGUAUGUAUUACAUGGGUUGAUUUUAGAAUGUGUAUAUUAGAUUUGCUGUGUGACACUAUUGUAACUUCUGGUAGAGGUUUUGUUAACAUUUUAUCCCACCAAGAAGCCAAAACUUUUAAUACAGAUAUUUAACUUCCCCCAAAAUCAAAUGAGUUCAACUUAGUCUAUUCAUCUAACUGGUAUGUAUUUCUGUAAUACUGAAGUCCAUUUUAGCAUCCUUAAUGAUCCAUAAAGUGUUUCACUGAAAAAAAUUACUAAUAAACAAGCUGUUUGGUAUUAAAUCGGACCACUAAUCGGAUCAAUAAAGGUUAGACAGAAUAAAACAUUAAUUGUUAAUUAAAUUGCAAUUUACUAAGCUCAGGGAUAAACCAUUCAUAGAGUAUAAUAUACGAAGACUGUGAAAUUGGUGCAUCAACUUCUAAAAUCGUCAUGCUUAUUUUAAUCAGAUUGGUGCAUUAGGUGUCUCCCUGCUAUAUGUGUGUGUAUUUGUGAUUGUCGCUUGUAUUUUGCCUUGUUGCGUACAAACAAAUGAUUUCAAUCGCCGCUUUCACUGCAUGUAGUUAGUUUAAUAGAGGGUAGAUUGUCUUUUUCUUUAUCUGACUUUUAUUUACGUUAUAAUCAAGCAAUCUAAACAGACAUGGUUAUAUCAGUAUCUCAAAAUGGAAAUAAAUUGGUUUGUGUGAGAUAUGUAUUGUACUAUUAAUACAGUGUAUUGCAUGAGCAGAGUAAUGAAUAAAGGGUGCAUGAUGCACAAAAUAAUAACAAAAUCUUA
This is a messenger RNA of Strongylocentrotus purpuratus (purple sea urchin), 4900 nucleotides long. Its product is annotated as reticulophagy regulator 3. The record is from RefSeq and is a predicted model, not a curated record. Gene Ontology annotation, biological process: reticulophagy. NCBI's taxonomy places the organism in Eukaryota, Metazoa, Echinodermata, Echinoidea, Camarodonta, Strongylocentrotidae. The transcript is spliced from 8 exons. Bases 38 to 1666 code for a protein of 542 amino acids.